AUGCCCGAACUCUAUGAACUGUCCGUGGCGGAAGCCGCCGCGCAAAUUCGCGAAGGAACCCUUUCGCCCGUGGCGCUGGCGGAGUCGCUGUUGGCGCGCAUUGACGCGCUGGACAGUAACCUCCAGGCUUGGGUGACCGUCGACCGGGAAGCGGUGCUCUUGGCGGCCCGGCAGCGGGAGGCCGAUGUCCAGCGCGGCGAGCCCCUGGGCCCGAUCCAUGGGGUACCCGUGGGAUUGAAGGACAUCUUCUAUACCGCCGGGAUGCUCACCGCGUGCGGCUCGAAGGUGUACGCCGACUUCGUUCCCGACUUCGACGCCACGUCGGUCGCAAAAAUCAAGGCGGCCGGCGGCAUCAUCCUCGGCAAGGCGGUGACCACCGAAUUCGCGACCUCGGAUCCCUCUCCGACGCGCAAUCCCUGGAACCUGGAGCACACGCCCGGCGGCUCCAGCAGCGGGUCGUCGGCAGCGGUGGCGGCACGGAUGGUUCCGGCGGCCCUGGGCUCGCAGACCGGCGGCUCCACGUGCCGUCCGGCGGCCUACAACGGCAUCGUCGGCCUGAAACCCACCUACGGGCGCAUCAGCCGCUACGGCGUGGCUCCGGUGAGCUGGUCGCUGGACCAUGUGGGCAUCCUGACCCGCACGGUGGCCGACGCCGCGCUGAUGCUGACCGUGCUCAGCGGCGAGGACGACAAUGACCCGGGCAGUUUGCGCCAGGCAGUGCCCGACUUCAGCGGGCAGAUGGCCGAGUAUGACCGGCCCCCACGCAUCGGGCUGGUGCGGCAGUAUUACCAGGAAUACUCUACACCGGAGAUCUGGGCGCAUACGGAGUCGGUGGCGAAUCAGCUGGCGUCAGCCGGGGCCGACAUUGUGGAACUGCCGUUGCCCGACAGCUUUGCCGUGGUUCACAGCUUCCAGCGCAUCGUGAUGAACGUGGAGUGCGCGGCAUUCCACGAGGCCAAUCACCGCGUCCGCGCCGCCGACUACGGUCCGCGAAUACGCGCCGGCAUGGAGAUGGGCAUGAUCAUGCCUACGACUGCGUACCAUAAAGCCCAGCGUCUGCGCCGGCAGUUCCGCGCCGACAUGAGCGAAUUGGUCGCCAAAGCGGACGUCGUGAUGACGCCGGCGAUACCGGCGCCGGCGCCGCGGGACCUGAACACCACCGGCGACGCGGCGUUCCAGGUUCCCUGGACAGCCGCCGGCCUGCCGACGGUGGUGGUCUCCACGGGCCUGAGCGAGCUGGGCAUGCCCAUGGCGGUGCAGUUCGGCGGGCCGUGGGCGCAGGAGGGCAGGGUCUUGGGCGCGGCCCAGUGGUGCGAACGGAUCGCCGGGUUGAACGAAAUGCCGACAACCGUGCGGACCUGA
Molecule: messenger RNA, 1362 nt
Organism: Geodia barretti
Lineage: Eukaryota; Metazoa; Porifera; Demospongiae; Tetractinellida; Geodiidae
Source: the annotation of a GenBank genome assembly